CGUUAGUGCGAAAAACGCGCGCACACGUCAACUGCGCUUACUUUGAUUGCAAUUCGCGCGCGCGACUUAAACCUGCACCAAACAAAAAAAUUCAAAACCGCAUCAGUAACCAGUGAAUGAUUAAAUAAAGUUAUAAUGAAAUCUACCAAAUUCUAACCAAAUUUUAGUUGACUAAAUAUUUUAGUGAACAGUGCUUGGCGUGUUAUUGUUGGAAAGUGUGAUAAAACGAGAGACAUAAACGAAACAUUCCAGUGAAAUAAGUGACGUCGAUUUACGAUGCAGGACAAGGGCAAGGAGCGUUAUCCAUCCACUUUUACAGUGGAUCAGUUUAGUUCUACAACCAAAUUGGGACCACAAGACCUUAAAAUUCCUGUUGGGAGUAAUGAAACUAUCAACGAAAAAGAUGAUUUGUAUUCACCUUUCGAUCAUCGACCAACGGAGCACUCAAACAGUUCUGCUGGUUCCUUGAUCCAUCUCGUAAAAUCUUCCCUUGGAACCGGUAUUUUAGCAAUGCCCAACGCUUUCAAAAAUGGUGGUCUUGUCUUUGGAUUUAUCGGAACACUUGUUGUUGGUCUUUUGUGCACGCACUGUGUUCAUAUUCUGGUGAAGGCCUCGCACGAGAUGUCCAGGAAGCGGAAGGUGCCGAGCCUUGGAUUUUCCCAGACGGCCGGCGCCGUCUUCGAGAAUGGCCCCAAAGCGUGUCGGCCGUGGGCCAAAGCUGCUGAAAUUUUCGUGAACAUAGCCCUCUGCGUGACGUAUUUCAUGGGUGGAAGUGUCUACGUCGUAUUUGUAUCAGAAUCCAUCCAAAAAGUUGUAGAAGCACGUGACCUUGUCGAUUGGUCAAUCUACGUCUACAUCGCUUUGGUCCUAGGUCCCUUGAUAUUAACAUGUCAACUCCGAGAAUUAAAAUACCUGGUACCCUUCUCAUUCCUUGCGAAUGUAUUCAUGGUAGUAUCAUUCGCCAUUACACUCAAGUUCAUGUUCACUGGAAUCGAGGGCACAGACGAUCGCGACAUGGUUUCCAGUAUUGGUAACCUCCUGUUCUUCAGUACUGUUAUCUUUGCCAUGGAAGGCAUUGGUGUUGUCAUGCCUGUGGAAAACAGCAUGAGAAAACCACAACAGUUCUUGGGAUGUCCCGGUGUUUUAAACAUUGCUAUGUCUAUUGUUGUUGCGUUGUACUCUGUGAUUGGAUUUUUCGGAUAUUUGAGAUUCGGGGAUAAAACUCAAGCCAGUGUCACCUAUAAUCUUCCAGAUGGUGAUGUUUGGGCAGAAAUUGCAAAAAUCUUCAUCGCGCUUGCAGUAUUCUUCACUUACAGUCUUCAAUUCCACGUGCCAAUGGAAAUCACCUGGAAGAUGGUCCUGGAAAAACGCAUUCCUCAGAAAUAUCAUAAUUUAUCCCAGAUUGGAAUUCGCAGCGCUAUUGUGACACUUUCCGCUGGAAUUGCUGCUGCUGUACCUAACCUGGAACCAAUCAUUGGUCUCGUUGGUUCUAUCUGUCUUUCUACCCUUGGUCUCUUCAUCCCUGCUGUGGUGGAUACUGUCCUCAUGUGGGACGGCCGAUUGGGUGUAUUUAAAUGGCGUUUGAUUAAAAAUACAAUCCUCUGCUGCUUCUCAAUCUUUGCUUUAAUCUCAGGCACGAUUUUCGCUGUACAAGAUUUAAUCAAAGGAUAAAUUAUAUUAAAAAACAUAAAAAGAAAGUGAUGGAAGGGAAAUAGUGCAAAAAUAUCGUAACAUUAGUUAAUUUAAUUUGAUUUAAUUUAAUUUAAAUUAAUUAAACAAAAUUUUAAGAUAAAAAAGACGAAAACACUUUGGAUAAUUUUUUUUAAUUAUUUACGCUGAAAAUUAUUUUAUUGAGUUUUUUCUGUUUUUGUUUCGAUCGAUUGCUACUCGUAGCAUUCGAAUGAUGGAUGCUAGAUAAGAGAUAUAAUUUAUUUACACACUUAGAUACCUAGAAGCAAACACAAUGUAUGUGAUAUUUUCAAUAUGACUGCGAUAUUUUUUAUGCACAUUGAUACAAAUCUAUUGUGGUAAAUAUUGUGUUAUUACAUUAGAAACAUAGACGCGUAGGAUUGAUUUUUGUAAUUUAUUUCUGAGACAAAGAAAUCAAUUUGCCAUUAAUUAUUAUUACUAUUCGUUAAUGUAGGACCUAUACAUUUGUAAAAUUUGCAUUUUUAAUUUCCAAACAACAUUGUAAAUAUAAUUAUUAGUUGUAGAA
Molecule: messenger RNA, 2215 nt
Organism: Dalotia coriaria
Lineage: Eukaryota; Metazoa; Arthropoda; Insecta; Coleoptera; Staphylinidae
Product: proton-coupled amino acid transporter-like protein CG1139
Biological process (GO): amino acid transmembrane transport
Molecular function (GO): L-amino acid transmembrane transporter activity
Source: RefSeq, a predicted model, not a curated record